AUGAAAUUUGUUAAAUACGUGUUUACAAAAAAAAAAAAAAUGGAGAGUGCUAUAUACAGGACGUUUGGAUUUAUGGUAGCGUCGUUUUUUGGUUUCGUAUAAGGUGUGAUUAUAUACAGGACAUUUGGUGUAUUUAGAUACACCUGCUAAAGUUGAAUUUGCACAUUCAUUUAAAAGUCUUGGUUAAACGAUUCGAUUCAAUUCCAUUCCAUAUCAACUAGUUUCAUUUGUGAUUACUCUAGAGACAGAUCAUUAUGUUUUCUAAGAUAAAGAGUUCGAAAGCCCCUUUAUCAUUGAGUCUGGUUUCAAAUGUCAUUAAAACUUCUGGCGCAAAGGACUUGUCACCAAGUGAUAUUAAUGCAAAACAUUUGAAAUUAUUUACAGUGGCUCAAGCUGGUCUUCCUAAGAAUUCUAUCUUAGCCGUUGCUUUUGAUCCAGUACAAUCAUUACUUGCAGUUUCAACCACUAAUAAUGAAGUCAGAGUUUUCGGUCAACAAAAUGUUGAAGUGGUGAUCGAAUUUAAUUCUACCAGUCCAAUCACUCAUUUAAAAUUUGUUAAAGGUGUAUACCUUGUAGUAGUGUCAUCGGCUGUUGGAUCUGUUAUGGUGUUAUCGUUGAAAUCAAAGCAAAUUCUAGGUAAAUAUAGUACUCAUGGUGCCAUUACUGCCGUUGAAACUGAUCCAGCCUUGGAUUGGUUAUUACUUGGUCUCUCUAAUGGAGGUGUAAUGAUUUAUGAUGUUGAUAGAUUAAAUAUUACCCCAUAUAGAAUUGAUAAUUUACAAAAGAAAAUCUUACCAAAAGUGAAAUUAUCCCAUGUUGUAUCUAUUAAAUGGCAUCCAAGAGAUAUAGGAACUAUCUUGGUAACUUAUUCUCAUUCAAUUAUAUUAUAUUCAAUUGCUACUGGACAAAUCAAAAAUAGCUUUGUUUAUACUUUACCGAAACAAGCAAGAGGAUUUGAAUCAGCUCUAUUCAUUGAAACCGGAGGGAAAAAGAAUUUAUUUCUGUCUCCAAAGGAAGUAACACCUGAAUUAAUUGAUGCCCAAUUCCAUCCAAAUGGUUUACAUUUAGUAACUGUUCAUAAGGAUAAUUCUCUUGUGUUUUGGGAUACUACCACUGGAACGUUAUUAGAAGCUAGAAAUAUCUUUGACAUAAAUUUACAUUUACCUGGAACUCCUAUAAAAUUAAAGGAUGAUUUCUCUCCUAUUACAUCAGUUAGGUGGUUAUGUGGAAGUGAUCCUGAAUAUACUCAAUUAGUCAUAAGUGGUGGUGAUGCCAAUACAUUACAUGUUCUUGAUUUUGGUGUUACCUUCACCUAUUCAUUAACUUCUCAUGAGAAACAAGGCCAAUUUUAUGCCAACCCGCAAUCUGGUCAAAGAGUAAUUCCAAUUACUUUCAAUGAUAGAAGUUCAAAUGCUGAAGAAUUUAUUACCAGUAUUUUCCCAUUAGCAUCUGAAAACCAACCAUAUUUCAAUGAAAAUCACGAUCCUACUCAUUUAAUGCUUAUUACGAAUAUCAAAGCUAUCUACAUUAUUGAAUUCUCAUCAGUAGGUGGUUCUCAAGGAGGUUUAGAUCUUGGUGGAUUAUUAAUCCCACCAUCACUUGCAUCGGUGCAUCCACCCGUUAUAUUUUCCAGAAUUCAAUCAGUUAAGAGAGUCGAAUGGUAUAGUAUUAUGUCAACCAGAGUUUCUACUGGAUCAACGGCAAGAACCAAACAAUUACUUCGAGGCGGUCAAGCUGCUCCUCGUCGAAAUGUACCUCGUCCUAUAGGGCUUGAUCCAGAUUAUAGAAGUAUCUUAAUAACAGGUCAUGAAAGAGGAUUGGUGAGAUUAUUUGAUGUAUCACGAGGUGAGCAUCAAGAAUCGGAACAAAUUGUGCAAAUCAGUUUAAAAGAUACUUUAUUUGAUUUUGGAGAUCCACGUAGUACAAAGGCUAUUCUUGUAUCCUGUGCUUUUGGAAGUAGAGAAUUGGUAGUUGGAUUAGCUAAUGGUGAUGUUGUGCUUUGUAAAUUUGGAAAAGUUAGUGGAAUUAGUUCUCAAGGUAGUUUUAGUUCUAAAGAUUAUUCCAAUUGUGAUCUCCUUCAUUCAAAUGGUGAUGCUAAAAUUAUAAGUUUAAGUAAUCGUAUUCUGAGUUCGUUCGCUCAAUCAUCCAAUUUCCUUCCUGUAGGAAUAGUUCAACUUGAAACCCGAGAACCAAUAACUGCACUUAAACAUAAUGAUAUUGGGUUUGCAGCCAUUGGAUUUAAAUCUGGAAAAUUAGUGGUUACAGAUGUUUCAAGAGGACCUGCUAUCAUUUUCAAUGCUAAUGUGAAUGAUCUUUUAAUUAGUCAAACUACAUCUUGUUAUAUUACAACUUUUGAAUUUGCCAUUCAACAAUAUGGUCAAGAAGGUUAUUCUUCUAUUUUGUUGUAUGCCGGUACAAACAAUGGUGGUAAUCUUUUGAUAUUUAAGAUUGUUCCCUUAGGUAAUGGAGGGUAUGAUGUUGUGUUCACCGAUAAAUCAAUUGGACUCAAUUAUAAACAUGGGGCUAAUGCUGAGGAUAAUUCUAAACUUGAUCAAAUCAUUCCAAUUAGUUCAGUUGAUGGUCAGCUGGCAAUUGCAUCACUUGAUAGAUUUAAUAAAUUGAGUCAAGGUUUUAUAAUUCCAGGAUAUGUAAUCACUACAUCAAGUAGUAGUAUCAGAGUUUUGAAGUUACCAAAAGUGAAACUUUCUCAUAGAGUGAUUGAAGAUACAUGUUUAUGUUCUGGUCUAGUUAAUUUUAAUAAUCAAGGAGUUGUACUUUGUGUGGUUACCAAAUCAGGAUUUGUUCGUUUCUGUUCAUUGCCAGCUUUAACAGAAUUGGGUGAUACUCAACUUCCAGGAGACGUAUUCAAAAAGAUACAAGAAUCACUUGCAAGAGCCAAUUCAGGUGAUGCAGAUUUAUUAAAUGAUGGUGAAUUAUUUAUUAGAGUAUGUCAAUCAGAAUUUUACAAUCUUUACAUUCAUCGUCUGGAUAAAAAGAAAAAUGAUACUAUGGAAACUGAUAUCUUAUUUAAUGAAAAUGCCAUAAUCCCACCUCGUCCUACUGCUGGUGCUUUACUGUGGGCUAAAGGUCAAACUGGUUAUGUAACUCCUCAAGAUUUAGCUUCAUUGAUUGCAGGUCCAAAUAGAAAAGAAUCAAAAUUUGAAGAAAGUAGAUUGGCACAUAAUAUCAGUCCAGAAGCCAAUCCUAAUCAAGUUUACGGAGCUUAUGCUAAACAAACCGUCAGUGAAAGAGGUUAUAAGGAACCAAUCAGAAAAGGUACUGCUCCAGCAGGAGCAGGUUUAGGUACUCAAGGAUUUAUGAGAAGUAUUAGAAAUGGUUUAGAACAAGUUGAAGAAGGGUUUAAUAGUUAUGCAAAUACUGCAAGUGAAGCAAUGACUGAAACCAUUGAUGAUCAAAAGAAGUCAAUGUAUUCGUCAGCCUUUAAAAGUAAGUUUGGGUUUUAAGUAGCGAAAGUAAAUAGUGUGUUUAUAAUUUUGGUGCAUAUUAUGUGCAGUCCUGUUGUUUACAUUUCUAUACCAAAAAA
Molecule: messenger RNA, 3544 nt
Organism: Scheffersomyces coipomensis
Lineage: Eukaryota; Fungi; Ascomycota; Pichiomycetes; Serinales; Debaryomycetaceae
Gene: SRO77
Product: putative Rab GTPase-binding protein
Exons: 1
Coding region: 255-3464 (1069 amino acids)
Biological process (GO): establishment of cell polarity; regulation of exocytosis; regulation of protein secretion
Cellular component (GO): plasma membrane; cytoplasm
Molecular function (GO): syntaxin binding; myosin II binding; GTPase activator activity
Source: RefSeq, a predicted model, not a curated record